GGACCAACAUCAAAGUUCAACGCGUGAAAGAAAUAACGCGUUUCAAAAAUCAUGCGUGAUGGUGGGUACGACGGCAGUGUUCGUGGUGGUAUCACUCGUUAUGGGGUGGCCAUAACGGACCACCCCGCCUGCCCUUAUAGCCUAAUACUUAUUAUAAUCUAUAUAAUAAUAAUUGUUAAUUACAGGAUUGUUAACUUGUAAUAAUCAUAGUUUCUGGGGGCUUCCACACCCACUAAUCCCCCUAUACAACCCAAUAAAAUACAAAUUUAUGUCCCCUUCAAACACACACACACACACUACACACACCUCACUCAUCAACUACACACAUAGCUUCUCUAAUCUCUAGAGAGAGAAACAAACAAGAGAGAGAACCUAAAAACAGCAGUCAUCUUCAGUCUUCACGAGCUCCCUUCACCAAUCUUUACACACCCAUAUCUCUAUAUCUAUAUCCAUCUGUAUCUACACAAGCUAAUUUAUUCACAAUCUUGCAGCACCUGUCAGUCACCACCAUUAUUAUUAAUAUUAUUAUCAUUAUUUUCCCCAAUUUGUUAUUAUUAAUUUAUUUUCAUCCAUUAUCGUCAUCACCACCUAGAUUUCAGCAAUCCCCAUUAUUAUAUUCCAAAAAAAAAAAACCCUAAAUUGUUACAAAAGCUUCACGGGUUUUGUGAGUUCACCAAAACUAUACAACUUUUUUGCCCCCAAUCCGUGUGAUCGGUGUUCUGCCACGUAGAAUUUGAUGAAUUAAGAAGGAAAGACUGAGAAAGAUUGGAUUUUUUUUUAUCUGGGUUUACGUGGAUGAUUGUGAUAGGAUUUGGGGAUUUGAAGGGUUUGGUAUAUUAGGGUUUUUGGGGAAUUGAAAUUAGAUGGAUCGGGCUGCGCUUACGGUGGGUCCGGGUAUGGAUAUGCCGAUUAUGCACGAUAGUGAUCGGUAUGAGUUGGUUAGAGAUAUUGGGUCGGGUAAUUUUGGGAUUGCGAGAUUGAUGAGGGAUAAACAGACGAAUGAGCUUGUUGCUGUUAAGUAUAUCGAGCGAGGUGAGAAGAUAGAUGAAAAUGUGCAAAGGGAAAUUAUAAACCACAGAUCACUGAGGCAUCCCAAUAUUGUCAGAUUCAAAGAGGUCAUUUUAACACCAACACAUCUGGCAAUUGUUAUGGAAUAUGCGUCUGGUGGAGAGCUGUUUGAGCGGAUAUGUAAUGCUGGCCGAUUUCCAGAAGACGAGGCUCGUUUCUUCUUCCAGCAGCUCAUUUCAGGAGUCAGCUACUGCCAUAAUAUGCAAGUAUGUCACCGUGACUUAAAACUGGAGAACACACUUCUAGAUGGUAGUCCAGCUCCGCGACUCAAAAUUUGUGAUUUUGGGUACUCCAAGUCGUCUGUGCUGCAUUCACAACCGAAAUCUACUGUUGGAACGCCUGCGUAUAUUGCUCCUGAAGUCUUGCUUAAGAAAGAAUAUGAUGGAAAGAUUGCAGAUGUGUGGUCUUGUGGUGUGACAUUAUACGUAAUGCUUGUGGGAGCUUACCCUUUUGAGGACCCUGAAGAGCCUAAGAAUUUUCGCAAGACCAUACAGCGAAUUCUUAACGUUCAGUACUCAAUUCCAGCCUAUGUUCAUAUAUCUCCCGAGUGCCGCCAUUUGAUCUCCAGAAUUUUCGUUGCCGAUCCAGCUAAGAGGAUAACGAUGGACGAGAUUAAAACCCACGAAUGGUUUGUAAAAAACCUCCCAGCCGAACUCAUGAAAGACAACGCAAUGGACCAGUUUGACGGGCCGGAUCAGCCCACUCAAAGUGUCGAUGAGAUCAUGCAGAUAAUUGCUGAAGCCACUAUCCCGCCAGCUGGCGCUAAUAACCUGAACCAGUAUCUUACUGGUAGUCUGGACAUCGACGAUGACAUGGACGAGGAUCUGGAGAGUGAUGGUGACCUGGAUAUUGAUAGCAGUGGGGAGAUCGUAUACGCGAUGUGAGUAUUUGGAAAUUUAAGUGAAUUUGAUGUUGUAUUGCUUUUCCAUAUAGUUCCUUCCACACAGAAGAAUGUUGUAUUUGUAUGUUUACGAUAUAUAUGGGUGUUCCUGUGGUUUUAGUAUAAUGUGGCCCCCCUUUGUUUUUAUGGGGGUAGUUACUUGUUAAGUAAUAAAUAAAUAGGGUGUAACCUUAUGUACUGUUGAUAUAUAUUCUGUUAAACAAUCUUUUCUUGUAUCGUGAA
Helianthus annuus (common sunflower) is the source of this 2191-nucleotide messenger RNA. Its product is annotated as serine/threonine-protein kinase SRK2E. Gene Ontology annotation, cellular component: nucleus. The transcript is spliced from 9 exons. Lineage: Eukaryota; Viridiplantae; Streptophyta; Magnoliopsida; Asterales; Asteraceae. Gene Ontology annotation, biological process: intracellular signal transduction; protein phosphorylation. The record is from RefSeq and is a predicted model, not a curated record. Bases 864 to 1952 code for a protein of 362 amino acids. Gene Ontology annotation, molecular function: protein serine/threonine kinase activity; ATP binding.